This is a messenger RNA of Physcomitrium patens, 2744 nucleotides long. The record is from RefSeq and is a predicted model, not a curated record. Lineage: Eukaryota; Viridiplantae; Streptophyta; Bryopsida; Funariales; Funariaceae.
UAUGUGUGUUAUUAACAGGGUUUGCUAUUGCGGGCCAAGUUGGAGCACGGUUGCAAAGCCGGUGCUCUCAUGGCGCCAAGGUGGGGCCACUGGGUUGCAGGCCUUGGAGUCUUUCUCUGCUGGCGCGAGGCCCAGAGAGAAUGGAUAAAGGAAGUGUUGAAGACAAAGAAAUUUGGAAAACAAACUGUCUAACUUCGACAGAGACAUGGACAAUGGAUUAGUUUUAUGGCAAAAAUGAACAGUGUAGGUUCGUUUUUACAGAAGAUGAAAGGAAAGGAAAGAAUUAGAAUAGGAAGAUAAAGAUGAGCAGGGGAGGGUCUUAAGUUCAAAGUGCGUUAGGAAGCGCUUUGGGGUUAAACCGCCGGAAUGUUAGAUCGACGUGAUCUGCAAGUUUGUCGUGAAGGAGGACUGGGAGUGUGAGGAAUCAAGAUGCUCUGCGGCUGAGUGAACGUGGAUUGGGGAGACACAAGGUCGUUGCGACCAGGACACGGCAAGCGGCAGCAUUGACAUGUGCGGAGCAGUUGUGCACGUUAUUUGUUGUGGUACCCAUUCCUUGGUUUCAUGUAGGUGAUGCGAUUGUUGCGGGAUUGCAGAGUCUCGGCAUUGUGGCUAGGGCUCAUAGGUUCGGAGGAAUUGGGUUCAGACUGGAAUUGGGGGUUUUCCAAAAGAAAUUGUGAAGAGUAUGCGUGUUUGAUGCGCCGUUGUUCUCAUUUUUUUGGUUGUAGGAAUUUUUAAUCUCGUGGAUUUGGGUUGAUGUGUUGGUGGAAGGUUUGAUUGAGAGAACUAUACAUUCCUUCGCUGAGAAUUUUCUCGUGAAGAGGGGUGUCGAUUUAUUUUUGUUUCAAGCUUGAUAGGUUGUCGCGUGGUAGUGUAACGGGCAGGUAGUCAAAGCGGAGGAGGACGAGGCAUCAAGGGUGUGCUCUUGCUGGUCGAUUGCGUCAGUUUCGUGAAGGUCCUUUUGGGUUUGUGGUGGAGCAUUGUGACCGCCAGUAACAAUCGACAGGCAACACAGAUUACCCUAACAUAGCGCAAAUUUAUUCGUCGAAGAAGCAAGUGGAGCUAGCAUUGGCCAAGAUGGGGUGGGUGGGAGAUCAUGGGGAAGCUGACAGGGAAGCGAGCCAACCCUUGACUGCCGCGGCAGUGCCCAAGGAUGACUACAACAUAGCGUACAUCAUUUUCUUCAUUCUCGGCGCCGGCUUCCUUCUGCCAUGGAAUUCGUUUAUCAGUGCUGUAGACUAUUUCGAUGUAUUAUACCCAAACUCCCACGUGGACCGAGUGUUUUCUCUCGCUUAUAUGGUCCCUUGUUUCACCUUCUUGCUGAUUCUCACUUUCUACGGCCAGAAGUAUUCGUCGCGACUUCGAAUCAACACUGGCUUGUUUGUCUUCCUCGCCGUUUUCAUAUUAGUGCCUGUUAUGGAUGAGGUGUGGAUCACUGGCAGCAAAGGCACUAAGACGACGCAUGUCAUGACAGUCGCAGCAGCGUGUGUGCUUGGUCUUUGUGAUGCUCUAGUGCAAGGAAGUCUUGUGGGAGCAGCGGGCGAGCUUCCGGAGCGCUACAUGCAGGCUUUAUUUGCAGGGACAGCUGCCUCAGGUGUGCUUGCAUCCCUUCUACGAGUUAUAACAAAGGCCUCAAUGUCUCAGACAGUCAGAGGGUUGAGGUUGAGUGCGGAUGUGUACUUCAUUGUGACCGGUAUAUUUCUGCUAAUCUGUCUCUUCUCCUACAACCUAGUUUAUAAGCUGCCUAUUAUGCUACAUUACAACAGCAUGAAGAUCGGAGCAAUGGAAUCUACCCUAUCAACAGGUGGACCUCGCAACGUCAGUGAAUUGGGUUUGAAAAUGGACACAACCGAGAUUUCCCUCGUCACGACUUUAGAUUCAGAGCUGACCAAUUUUGCUAAACCUGUUAGCUACUGGCACGUGUGGAGUCAAAUCCAGUGGUUAGCAAUCUCGGUGGCAAUGUUGUAUGUAAUUACCUUGACCAUCUUCCCUGGAUAUAUCUCCGAAGACGUGCAUUCAGCCUUCUUUGGGGACUGGUACCCUGUGUUGCUCAUUGCAACUUACAACAGUGGGGACCUGACCGGGAAGAUCCUCACCAGCGUGUACAUGUUGGAGAAUCAAAGCUUCAUGGUCAGGGCUUGCUUCGGAAGGAUCAUCUUUAUCCCUUUGUUCUACGCAAUUAUACACGGACCAGCAAUUUUCCGCACAGAAGCUCCCGUGUUUCUUUUGACAUUCUUGCUGGGGCUGUCGAACGGCUAUUUGACUAGCGUUGUAAUGAUCGUGGCGCCGAAGAAUGUCUCUAUACUUGAGGCAGAGACCGCAGGCAUCAUCAUGACCCUUUUUCUAGCCACCGGCCUAUGCUCAGGCUCGCUACUCGGGUGGGUUUGGAUCAUCUGAACAGUCGUUUGUAGGUGUCACAGAAACAUUCUCCAGUGUGGAGCAGUUGGAGGUUUUCGUGCACUUGGAAUCUCUAUCAUUUCGCAAGGUACAAGUGCUUGUAUAGGUAAUCUCGUUAGCCUCGAAUAAGUCAGUUGUCACAAACAUCUACUGUAAACUUCCCAUUUGUAGUUAAAAGCUUACAAUAUGUCUCCUUCAACAUUAGCUUAGAAGAGACUCCUUUGUUGGAAGCCAUCUCUAGGCUUCAAUAUACAUUACUAUUUAUGUAUUCUUUCUGAGACACCCCUCGCAGUCGGUACGUCUCCAUUCUUUGUAUAAGACGGAACACUCUACGCUUUCCACUUUGAAUA